Molecule: messenger RNA, 1678 nt
Organism: Harmonia axyridis
Lineage: Eukaryota; Metazoa; Arthropoda; Insecta; Coleoptera; Coccinellidae
Product: CAAX prenyl protease 1 homolog
Exons: 2
Coding region: 47-1333 (428 amino acids)
Biological process (GO): CAAX-box protein processing
Cellular component (GO): endoplasmic reticulum membrane
Molecular function (GO): metalloendopeptidase activity
Source: RefSeq, a predicted model, not a curated record
AGUGAAGAUUUAUUGAAUCGUCAAAUUUAUAUAAACCCUGUUCAAAAUGAUACUAAUCGAUCCAUUAUUAUUGAAAUAUAUUUUCAUUUCAUUUACUUGGAUUACAUUUAUAUGGGAACUAUACCUUUCUAUCAGACAGAGAAAGAAAGUUCUUCAGACCAAGGAAGUACCAAAAGAGCUCAAAGAUGUAAUGAAUGAAGAGACUUUUCGAAAAGCAAAAUUAUAUACGCUGGCAAAGAAUCGGUUUGGUAUUUGCAAAGAAGUGUUUUCUAUUAUAGUUACUACAUUCGUUUUAUAUAAAGAUUUGCUAUCUGGAUUUUGGGAUGCAUCUGUCAUUCUAAGUCCAUAUGACAAUGAAUUGGCUGUAAGUUGUGUAUGGUUCUUCAUCCUGACAAGUCUUUCAACAUUAAUUGAUUUACCGUUUACAAUUUAUUACACUUUUGUAUUGGAAGACAAAUUUGGAUUCAAUAAGCAAACAUCUGGAUUCUUCAUAUGGGAUAAGCUGAAAAGUUACUUGAUUGCUCAAGUGUUCAGUAUGAUUAUAGUUUCGAUUGUUAUUGUGGUUGUGAAAAGAGGUGGAGACUAUUUCUUUGUUUGGUUAUGGGCUGUAGUUUGCAUAAUCACAUUGAUCGUGCUUACUAUUUAUCCAUCAGUGAUAGCCCCAUUGUUUGAUACUUUUGUACCCUUGCCAGAAGGAGAGCUUAGGACUAAUAUAGAAAAACUUGCCUCUAAACUUGAAUUUCCUCUUACCAACAUUUACGUAGUUGAAGGUUCCAAGAGAUCCACACACAGCAAUGCUUAUUUCUAUGGAUUAUUCAAGUCAAAACGCAUAGUUUUAUUUGACACUCUACUAGCAAAAGAUGAUGGUAGUGGUUGUGGAGAUGCAGAAAUUCUUGCUGUUUUAUCUCAUGAAUUAGGACAUUGGAAGCACAAUCACAUAACAAAGAAUAUUCUAGUAUUUCAAGUAAACUUAUUCUUGUUAUUUUAUAUCUUCGCAUUCAUGUUCAAGUACCCACCAGUGUACAAAGCACUUGGGUUUUUCAAUUCUCAACCAGUUUUAGUUGGUUUACUAGUGGUGGUCCAGUACAUUAUGAUGCCAUACAAUACUCUAGUCUCAUUUUUGAUGACUUGCCUUUCUAGAAAAUUCGAAUUUCAAGCAGACGAAUUUGCAGCAAAAUUAGGAAAAGCUGAAUAUUUAGAAAAAGCUUUAGUACAAUUGAAUAAGGACAACCUAGGAUUCCCAAUUUAUGAUAAGGUCUUUUCUGCUUGGCAUCACUCUCAUCCACCUCUAUUGGAACGUUUAGAAGCUCUCAAACAUGGGAAGGAAGAAUAAAAUUUUGUAUUUUUUUAUUUAUUCAUGAUGAGAAUCUUGAAUCAAUCAAGUAACUAUCCAUAUUGAAGUCAAUUUCUAAAAAUAUUACAGACUUAAUUCUUUUCUAUUUCAAAAAUAUUUUCUGAAUAUAUUUAUAUCUUUUGUAAUAUGAAUUUGAUACAGGAUAAUUUUAUGACUUUUUAUAAAUAAUUCAAGACUAAAUGCCAUUUGAUUUGAUGUCUGAUUUGAUUUUGUAUGUUUUGUGAUUGUUCAAAGUGAACUGAAAAAGAAACAAAAUUUUUCAAUGAUGUGUUUAACUGAUUUAUAUUACUCCUCUUAUAAUAAAAAGAGAGCAUUAUUGCGAAA